AUGGAUAAAGCAAAGCAAGCCGUUGCAGGAAUUGUAUCCAAGGAUGGACACCACAAGACCACCGUUCAUGAAGAUGUCAACAAGGCCGUCACUGAGGAGCAAGUCCGCCCUCACCGCCACGAGGAGAUCACCACUGCCGUUGACAAGGAGGUUCACCAAGACCACCACCACACCACAGUUCAACCUAUCAAGGACAAGCAGGUUCUCCCUGAGAAGCACCUCCACAAUGUCGUCCCUACUGCACACAAGUCUUUCAACCACGAAGACAGCAAGGAGACUAAGCACACCCUUGACCGCGAACAUGCUAAGUUCAAGGACACUUCUGUCACCCACGACACUACCCACACCUCUACCGCCGCACCUGUGGUGACCGGUGAGCGUGUCCACCACCACGUUCACGAGCACAUCCAGCCCGUCAUCCAGAGGGACGUCGUACAGCCCCAUGUCGUGCACACAACUGUGCCAAUCCACGAGACACAUCACGCUAAGCCCGUCCACCAUGCCGCUACUACUCUCCCGACCAAGACCCUUGAGGAGUUCAAUCGUGACAAGGGUGGCCUUGACGGACAUGGACUCCACAAGGUUGGCGAGUUUGACGGGUGCCCCGACAAGUUGGACAAGGGCUUUGCGAAGACUGAGCACGCUGGGGUAGCCGGAACCCACGGCCACUCCCACGGCCAUUCCCACGGCCAUAAGGGUUCGGAUAGCGUCGCUGCAGCCCAGGCUGCCAACGCUCGCCACACUGUAGGUGAUGAUUCCAAACAUGUCAGCACCACCCAGGGAAUCAGGCAUGGAACUCACCCGACUGGUGUUCAGAAUGAUCCCGCCCACACCACCGGCACCGCUGCCACCGGUGCCUCCUCCCUGAACAAGGCCGAUGCCAACUUCGGUUCUACGACCACCAGCACUGAUCGAUAUGACGCGACGGGCAAGAAGGUUUCCCUUGUUGACAAGUUGAACCCCUUCAAGGAUGCCGAUGGCGAUGGCAAGAAGGGCAUCAUGAGCUAG
Molecule: messenger RNA, 1008 nt
Organism: Colletotrichum graminicola M1.001
Lineage: Eukaryota; Fungi; Ascomycota; Sordariomycetes; Glomerellales; Glomerellaceae
Product: allergen
Exons: 3
Coding region: 1-1008 (335 amino acids)
Source: RefSeq, a predicted model, not a curated record